CUGGUCGCCUCAACUCUCCCACCCCCGCCCGGGACAGACUCCAAGUCUUCAUGCCCGGGUUAGAGUCUCGUUUCCACUACCUCCUAGCUAUGUGACAUCCGACAAGUAACUUAGGAUCUCAUAUGUAAAAUGAAUCUUGUGAGGAUUAAACGAAAGUGGCAUCUGUGCAGGAGGCUGUCCGUACAACUACGGGGAGGGCAGGAAGGAGAACUCGCUUACACCCGGUUCAGGGCCAGCAGUAGACACAGAAAACGCAACUUCAGGCCCUGCGCAGGCGCUCUCCGCAAAGACCCGGCGGGCGCUCCCGAGAACUCUGCGGCUGCGCAUUCGCCCGGCUUUGCGGCCGCACUGCUUGACGGCGGCAGUGACCGCCCUCCGGCCGGCGUUGCCGGGGUAACGACGAGCGCGUGAGGCUGAGGAAGCUAUCCUUGAGAAAUGGCAGAAGCAGUUUUCCGUGCCCCAAAGCGGAAAAGAAGAGUGUAUGAGAGUAAUGAAUCUCCACUGCCCAUCCCUUUUGGUCAGGACUAUGGGCCUAAGCAAGACUUCAAAGUGUUCACAGCAGAGAUGAUAAACAACAAUGUAAUUGUGAGGAAUGCAGAAGAUAUGGAGCAGCUCUAUGGGAAAGGUUAUUUUGGAAAAGGUAUCCUGUCUAGAAGCCGUCCAAACUUCACAAUUUCAGAUCCUAAGCUCAUUGCUAAGUGGAAAGAUAUGAAGACACAAAUGCCUAUAAUCACGUCAAAGAAGUAUCGGCAUAGUGUAGAGUGGGCCGCAGAGCUCAUGCAAAGACAGGGGCAGGAGGAGAGUACAGUGCAGAGAAUCCUCCAGGAUUACACAAAGCCACUUGAGCAUCCUGGUAUAAAAAGGAAUAAAGAAGUUCAGUGGCAUGAUGAGCGGAACUCUGAAACGGUUUCCAAAAUGGAAGGUACCGCAGAUAGAGAGGAACUUUCUGUGAUGAAUGGGGACGUGGGAAAGUCAGUUGACACCGACGGUCCCAGCAAGCCAUCAGACCGCCUGCAGGAGAGCCCUGGGCCUGACCUGCUCGCUCCAAACGGCUUGGAUGAACCUGUGGUGGAGGUUCCCAGGCUGCAACACCACCCCCUGCCUCAAGUUUCUUGUGGCAAAGAAGAUGUUCUCCUGCCCCUGCCUGACACUCAGCCUGGGGACAGGAGCCAGCAAGCGGGUCUCCUCUGUGCUAGAGAGAAGGGGCCUGGUGAUGAGUUCGUGCUGGUGGAGGAAGAUGUGUAUGACGUGAGCGAGAAGGAAUGUGCCCCAAGUGAAGAAUUGGCACCAAAAAAGAGAUUAGUAUGCAGAAGAAAUCCAUAUAGGAUCUUGGAGUAUUUGCAACUUAGCCUAGAAGAGGCCUUUUUCCUGGUCUAUGCUCUGGGAUGUCUGAGUAUUUACUAUGAGAAGGAGCCUUUAACAAUCAUGAAGCUCUGGAAAGCUUUCACUGUAGUUCAGCCCACAUUUAGGACUACGUACAUGGCAUACCAUUACUUCCGGAGCAAGGGCUGGGUGCCCAAAGUGGGACUUAAGUAUGGGACAGAUUUACUGUUGUAUCGAAAAGGCCCUCCAUUUUACCAUGCAAGUUACUCUGUCAUUAUUGAGUUAGUCGAUGACCAUUUUGAGGGCUCUCUUCGCAGACCUUUCAGUUGGAGGUCACUGGCUGCCUUGAGCAGAGUUUCGGUUAAUGUCUCCAAGGUCCUUAGUCUAGAUCCCAGGCCCAGUCACGUUCCUAGAAGGAAACCAGUGUGCUUUGAACUGAUGCUAUGCUAUUUGAUUAAACCCUCUACCAUGACUGACAAAGAGAUGGAGUCCCCAGAAUGUAUGAAACGAAUUAAAGUUCAGGAGGUGAUUCUAAGCCGUUGGGUUUCUUCACGAGAGAGGAGUGACCAAGACGAACUUUAACAAUUCAACCUCAGAAUUCUGAUUUACCAACAAAUACUAUUGAGUCUCCUACAGUAAGCCAAGUUCAGUGGAGGUAAAGAGUCCUCUUAUUGUAACCGCCCAAUAAUUGAAAAGUUUUAAAGGGCAUAGCAGUCCCAGCACCAAAAAGCUGUUAGUAUUUUACAAAAUAAAAUUACACAGGGGAGAAAAAAGAGCUCUGUGCUGGCCUUCAGAUUCUGUCCUUGGGUCAUUCACUGACUCCCAACUGAUGCCGAGCUUCUCUUCUGUGGGCCUGUGUCCUCAUCCAUUCAGUAAACAGGUCGGACUAGAUGAGUCCCAAGAGGACUCUUCCAGCAACAGGGAAAUUGUGUUACUCUCUGAUUUUACCUGAAAAUGACAGUAGUUUACAUUUAUGUGGCACAGUACUGUUUCCCAAAGGCUUGUGUACACAUGCGUCUCUUGUUACUCACCUCCAGUCUGUUCCUGAAAGAGUGCCGGAGAGGAGAUUUGGGGAUUUUAAGACCCUGUAUUCCAUUAUGUUAAAUGGAACAAAUAAUGUGUCUCACCUUAUCUAAGAACUUGAACCAAUUACUCGAACGCUUAAAAAUCCGUUUAAUAUCUGUCAAGGAUUUCCGAGUCAUAAAGCCUUUAAAACCUAAUCUCUAACUCUCAGUGAACUCACUGAUGGACAUGUUUGUGUAUAGUACGCAGCAAUAUUGUACAGUAUUAGAUAAAAAUUGCAUCGUACUUCAGUGAACUUGUUAUAAAAUUAAAAAAUGUAGUGAAAUAAUGUAUGGAGAUACAUAAUGAAUGCAGUUGGCAUUUGGCAAAAACACAAUAAACCAAGCCUUUUUCAAA
Messenger RNA from Mirounga angustirostris (Northern elephant seal), 2742 nucleotides. It is a transcript of the gene TSEN2, whose product is annotated as tRNA splicing endonuclease subunit 2. The record is from RefSeq and is a predicted model, not a curated record. Gene Ontology annotation, cellular component: tRNA-intron endonuclease complex. Bases 436 to 1905 code for a protein of 489 amino acids. Gene Ontology annotation, molecular function: tRNA-intron lyase activity; nucleic acid binding. The transcript has 13 exons. NCBI's taxonomy places the organism in Eukaryota, Metazoa, Chordata, Mammalia, Carnivora, Phocidae. Gene Ontology annotation, biological process: tRNA-type intron splice site recognition and cleavage; tRNA splicing, via endonucleolytic cleavage and ligation.